AUGGCGGACUUUGUACCUUCUGAGAGCCAUAUUCGUAAUUGUGUGCUUUUCCAUUUUAACGCCGGUUUAAGUGCCACGGAAACAACAAGCAAAAUUUGCGACAUAUAUGGAGAUGUGUUGAAGGUCAACAAGUGUCAACGUUGGUUCAGAAGAUUUGCUGCAAGUGAUUAUGACCUGUUAGAUAAGCAUCGAACUGGACGCCCAGGUCAAUUCGAUAACGACGCCUUAAAAUCUCUAGUGGAGUCCGAUCCAAGGUUAACUAUACAGGAACUAUCAAGAAGCCUUGGCUCUACCUGGUCCACCGUACAAAGGCAUUUAAAAGAAAUUGGCAAGGUACAUAGACAAGGUAAAUGGAUUCCACACCUGUUGUCUGAGGCCAAUAAAGAUCUUCGGCGAACAAUUUGUAAUUCCAUGCUCACCAGACUGAGCAGAGAUCCAUUUUUGUCUAGGAUCGUAACUGGAGAUGAAAAAUGGAUCCUUUAUGAUAACAUAAAGCGAUCGAAACAAUGGUUGUCUGCAAACGAGAGACCUCUUCCAACCCCUAAACCAACCCUAUCCCUGAGGAAGGUGUUAUUGUAUAUUUGGUGGGAUUGUUCCGUUAUAGUGCAUUACGAAUUAUUGAAACCUGGGGAGACAGCUACUGCUGACCUGUAUUGUCAACAAUUACAACGGUUACAGUCCGCACUCAUAGAAAAAAGACCAGCUUUAGUAAACAGAAAAGGUGUGAUACUCCAACAAGAUAAUGCCCGUCCUCAUGCAGCGAAGAUUACUCAAGAAAAAAUUAAGCAGUUAGGCUGGGAACUUCUACCGCACCCUCCAUACUCUCCAGACCUAGCACCGUCGGACUACCAUCUGUUCAGGUCACUGGAGCAUUCGUUACGAAAUAAAAAUUUUAAUUUCUUAUCCGAUGUCCAAACGCACCUUGAGUUAUAUUUUGAAUCAAGUUCACCCCACUUUUUCAAGAGGGGUGUUGAACUUUUGCAGGAACGAUGGCAACAAGUCAUCGCAAACGACGGUGAUUACAUAAACGCUUAA
This is a messenger RNA of Megachile rotundata (alfalfa leafcutting bee), 1035 nucleotides long. RefSeq names its product histone-lysine N-methyltransferase SETMAR-like. Lineage: Eukaryota; Metazoa; Arthropoda; Insecta; Hymenoptera; Megachilidae. The record is from RefSeq and is a predicted model, not a curated record.